GUGGGUAGAUUACUCCUUGAGGUAAUACCACUAAAAAUACCCUUAAAUUAUGUUGGGUUGAUAAUUUUUCUUAAUUUUUUCCUCUUUUCUGCUUUCCAUUCAAAUUCUUUAUAACACCUACAAAAUUUUGAUUCCACAUAUCUAUUUAUGAUUUGUUAGGUUUUCAUUUAAUUAGAUAAUGAUUUUAUCAUUAGUCAAAAGUCUAUUUUGAAUAAAAUCUUAUCUAAUUUAUAAUGUUCUAUUUAUUGUAUUUUCCAUUUAAGAAAAUAUUUCUCCUUUAUGUGAUAAAAAUUUAACAAGAAAUAACACCACAUACCUUAUAACCAGUAUAUAUAUAGACAUAUAAUCAUUAUUACACCAGUCAUUGAAAAGAAAAAUAUCAAACAAAGAAUAUUGAUCAUGGCGAAGUUAUCAUGUUCUUAUUUUCUUGUACUGGUGAUUAUAAUUUUAGCGUUUUUAAUGGUUGAAAGAACUGAGGGAAAGCUAUGUCAAAUAACCAUUAACAAAGAACAGACAUGUAUAAUAUCCUUUUGCAUUCAAGAUUGCUACGCGCUUUACAAUGGCGUUGGACAUUGUUUGGAUGAUCCUAAAAUUCCCGGACAUAAUCUUAACUGUCGCUGUAAAUAUAAUUGUUAAAACGAUAAUUUUUUGAAGAAAAUGUGAUAAAUAUAUUAAAUAAAUGUAAGGUUUCUUGUGUUACAAAAACAUGUAAGGGUUUUUUUAACCGGAAUAAACAUUAUGGAGAAUAAAUGUAAGGUUUAAUUUCUUUAAUCGGAAUAAAAAUUAUGGAAAUUUUAAUUA
This is a messenger RNA of Brassica napus (rape), 801 nucleotides long. Its product is annotated as defensin-like protein 159. The transcript is spliced from 2 exons. The coding region runs from base 400 to 636 and encodes 78 amino acids. The record is from RefSeq and is a predicted model, not a curated record. NCBI's taxonomy places the organism in Eukaryota, Viridiplantae, Streptophyta, Magnoliopsida, Brassicales, Brassicaceae.